Messenger RNA from Setaria italica (foxtail millet), 2108 nucleotides. RefSeq names its product UDP-glycosyltransferase 88B1. The record is from RefSeq and is a predicted model, not a curated record. Bases 519 to 1940 code for a protein of 473 amino acids. Lineage: Eukaryota; Viridiplantae; Streptophyta; Magnoliopsida; Poales; Poaceae. Gene Ontology annotation, molecular function: UDP-glycosyltransferase activity. The transcript has a single exon.
UCCCUUCAGCACUGUACUAAAAUUACGGAAACUUUGGUUAGCAACCCCGACCGAUCGACGACACGAGCUGUCGAGACGCUGUCGACUCUGCGUAGCAUAUGGGUCCGGGUCCGGCGACAUGGUAGCCCAAUUGCACAUGCCCAUCCUGCCAUCCAUGUCAGAGGAUGAAGACGCAUUUGGACUGGACCAAAAGCUGCGCGGCGGCCACACAUUUACUGGCAGCUAGAAUGGUAGCUGGUGUCCGGAUAUCACCACGCCCACGCACGUGGAGCUGUAGAGCCGUAGAGGUAGCUAGUGGAGCUCCCUCUAGUACAGAGCAGCUCACGUACCUUCGGGUGGUGCACAGCUAGCUUACCUAGGACAUCGCAAUCGUCACCAUCCCGAGCUCGUUCGCUUGGCUGCUGCGUUCGGCUUCUGGCUGCUGCGGCAGAGAGCUGCUGCGUGCUGCGGCAGAGAGCCGAGCAGCAGCAGCCAGCUGCAAAGCAGCCAGCCGAACGAGGUUACGUCGUCGGCGAGCGAUGGAGAGGAAGACGGUGGUGCUGUACCCGGGCGUCGGCUUCGGCCACCUCGCGCCGAUGCUCGAGCUGGCCAAGGCCUUCCUCCUCCACGGCGGGGGCGACGGCGCGCUCGACGUCGCCGUCGCGCUCGUCGAGCCCCCCGUCAUGGGGAACGGCUUCGCCGCCGCAGUCGCGCGCGAAGAGGCCGCCAACACCUCCGUCGCCUUCCACGUCCUGCCCCCGCCCGCGCCGGCAGCCGACGGCGAGGCCGAGCAAACCUUGGCCUGGAAGCUCCGCUUCCUCCGCGCCACCAACGCGCCGCUCCGCGACCUCCUCCGCUCGCUGCCGUCCGUCCGGGCGCUCGUGCUCGACAUGUUCUGCGCCGACGCGCUCGACGUCGCGGCGGACCUCGGCCUGCCAGCCUACUUCUUCUUCCCCUCGGGCGCGGCCGGGCUCGCCGUCUUCCUCGCCCUACCCGCCAGACGGCGCAGCAUGAGCACGAGCUUUAGGGAGCUCGGCGGCUCCACCGUCCUGUCGUUCCCGGGCGCUCCCCCGUUCAAGGUCUCUGAGCUGCCCCAGGAGCUCGCCGACGACGGCGAGGGGUGCCAGGCCACGCUCCGCGUGGCCGCCCGGAUGGUCGACGCCCGCGGGAUCCUCGUCAACUCUUUCGAGUCGCUGGAGCCGCGCGCGGUGCGCGCGCUCAGGGACGGGCUGUGCGUGCCGGACCGCCCCACACCGCCGGUCUACUGCGUCGGGCCGCUCGUCUCGCCCGGCGGCGGCGACAAGGAGCACCAGUGCCUCCGGUGGCUGGACGCGCAGCCGGACCGCAGCGUCGUGUUUCUCUGCUUCGGGAGCAGGGGCACGUUCCCCAAGAGCCAGCUCGAGGAGAUCGCCGUCGGCCUGGAGAAAUCCGGGCAGAGGUUUCUCUGGGUCGUACGAAGCCCUCCCGGCGCCGGCGAGGCACUAGACCUCGACGCGCUCCUGCCAGCCGGGUUCCUGGAGCGCACCGAGGGCAGAGGGCUCGUCGUCGGGUCCUGGGCGCCGCAGGUGGACGUGCUGCGCCACCGCGCGGCCGGCGCAUUCGUGACGCACUGCGGGUGGAACUCGACGCUGGAGGGCGUCACGGCGGGGCUGCCCCUGCUGUGCUGGCCGCUGUACGCGGAGCAGGAGAUGAACAGGGUGCGGAUCGUGGAGGACAUGAGGCUCGGGGUGGAGAUGGCGAGGGGCGACGACGGCGCGGUGAGGGCCGAGGAGGUGGAGGCGAAGGUGAGGUGGUUGAUGGAGGACUCCGACGGCGCGCUGGCGCUCAGGGAGCGUGUGGCGGCGGCGAGAGACCGGGCGGCCGAGGCCAUCGCUGAAGGGGGGCCGUCGGAUGUGGCUUUCGUCGAGUUCCUCAAAGACUUAUUGGAGGCUUCGCAAAUCCGCAAGACAUUGCAUCCGUAAAAAAAUACACCCAUAAUAAAUACUAAAUUCAAUUUUCUCUUUAAGAUUUGUAUAUGCUUUAUCUUUACAAAUUUGUGUUUUUCUACUAAAUUGAAAAUUGCUAGCAGCACUAUCUCAUUCUGAUUGCAAAUGAUGGUUCAUUUUUCCUUAGUCAACUUAGGUUGACCA